UUACUGGGACACGGCGUAUGACAGUGAUGUAAUGGACAACAGAGUGGGACUGAACCUACUGUACACUCAGACGGUGUCUGACAUAGAGAGAGGCUGGAUCCUCGUGAACAAGGACCAGCACAGACAGCUGAAAUCACUGCAGGAGAAGGGAUCCAAGAAAGAAUUCAUUAGGCUGUGCCAGACGCUGAAGUACUUCGGCUACAUACAGUUUGCCCCGUGUGUGACAGACUUCCCGGAGAAGGGCUGUCACGCGAUCGUCUCCGCUGGCAACAACGAACUCAACUUCCAGGUCAAGCUACCCAAUGAGCAGAUGAAAGAGGGGAGCUUCAAGGUCACGCGCAUGAGGUGCUGGAGGGUCACUUCCUCUCAGGUCCCGGUAGCCAACGGAACAGCCUCCACCUCCCCCUGCUCCUCAGCCAAGUGUGAGGUGAAGUUGGAGCUGGCCUUCGAGUACCUGAUGAGCAAAGAUCGUCUGCAGUGGGUCACCAUCACCAGCCCACAGGCAAUCAUGAUGAGCAUCUGUCUGCAGUCGAUGGUUGAUGAGCUGAUGGUCAAGAAAUCAGGAGGCAGCAUCAAGAAGAUGCUGAGGAAACGUCCCAACGGCUCCCUCCACCGGUCUGAAAGUCAGCAAGCUGUGAAAUCACCCCCUCUACUGGACUCCCCUGACCCAGACCGAGAACAGAUAGUCAAACUCUCAACCAAGCUGAGCUCUGUGUCACUCAGAGGGAUCAGCGCCUCCAACUCGGCCAACGACGUCAGCGGCAACGAUUUCCAUGGCAACUACGCCUUUGAGGGGAUCGGGGACGAUGACCUGUAAUAUUCAACCUCCUCUUCCUCCUGACUAACGCGACCCGCAAAGAUUCCAAGCCGAGCUGAGCCAGGCAGAAAUGAGUUUGUCUGGUUUGUGGUUGUAGCCCAGAUGUCUCUCUGUCUCUCUGCUACCAACCAUAUCUUCUUGUUUCAUCCUCUUCAUAAAAGGCUGCAUCCCAAACGACACCCUGUUUACUUACACAGUGUGGCACUUUUGAGCAGAGUCCCGUUGGCCAUUUGGGACACAGACAAAACUGCCAUCUAUCUCAGUGGUUUCCCAACCUUUUUUGAACCGUGGCACACUUUAAUGUGUGAUAAAAAUAUAUUCGGCACACCUAAAAUAUCCCUAUAAUUUUUUGGGGGUUGUGAUAAUGACCUCCAUCUGACCUGAAACAUACUGCAAAUCAUCUAUUUUCUGUGACAAAUGUGUUUUAUAGAUUAAAUGGGGCUAAUUUGAACUGUUUUCAUAGUUCCUUACUCAUGAUGGUUAAUUUGUGUGUACCCCUUUAAGAGAACCCACAACUCUGCACUAUAAUUUGAACUGUUUUCAUAGUUCCUUACUCAUGAUGGUUAAUUUGUGUGUACUCCUUUAAGAGAACCCACAACUCUGCACUAUAAUUUGAACUGUUUUCAUAGUUCCUUACUCAUGAUGGUUAAUUUGUGUGUACCCCUUUAAGAGAACCCACAACUCUGCACUAUAAUUUGAACUGUUUUCAUAGUUCCUUACUCAUGAUGGUUAAUUUGUGUGUACCCCUUUAAGAGAACCCACAACUCUGCACUAUAAUUUUGUAUCCUUUCUUUCUGCUAAAAUAGGUCUUUAAUUGUUAAAGGUUUGAGCUACAGACGAGUGGUUUUCUGCGUUGUAGAAGUGCAAACACAGACACAAGCCAUGCUCCAUAAGAAAUGACUGACGUUGGCUAAAGCCUAAUCAGACUUGCCUGUACUCAUGGUUUUCACUGCCCAUCUUCUUGUUCAUCAAUCAGCUCAUUGUUUUUUCCCAUGUUGUCAAUAAUAUUUAGAAGAAAAAAAAUCUCAAACUGCAGUCUUAAGCUGAAAGGGGUUUAAACGAACAUGUUAUUAUUGGCAUAAUAAUGGAUGUUUUGCACUUCCUCACCACGUUCCAGACUUAUAUAACAGUAUUCAUAGAUUUACAUUCUUCUGUAAAUAAUUAGAACAUUGUGUAAUUCUAAAAAGGAGGCUCGUUUUUCAAUCACAAAGUAUCAUUCUGUGUUUUCUUUUUAGCGUGUUUAUUCUGUCACGUCAGAAAUCGAAGGUAGAAACCAGAACUGAUUUUGUUAAAAGGGUGUCAGAUCUCUCUGUCUCUCUCUCUGUCUCUCUCUGUCUCUCUCUCUCUCUCUCUCUCUCUCUCUCUCUCUCUCUCUCUCUCUCUCUCUCUCUCUGUCUCUCUCUCUCUGUCUCUCUCUCUCUGUCUCUCUCUCUCUGUCUCUCUCUCUCUGUCUCUCUCUCUCUGUCUCUCUCUCUCUGUCUCUCUCUGUCUCUCUCUCAAUCUCAAUCUCUCUCCAGUUCUUCUGCCUUUUGACAACCAAGACGAGACAGAAGUCAGACAGAAAGGCAUUACCACAGUGAUUCUGAAAGCUGGCUAACCAAAUGAGCCAUAUCUGUUUUAGAAGUGUGGAAAAUAAGUUGUUAUUCAUUUUGGAGGUACUGCUUAGUGACAUUACUUAUACACACAAUAUAACUGUUCAAAUUUGCCCCCAAAUAAGUGUUUUUCAGGGUAUAUUUGUGUUAUUGAUCUCCCCUGUUGUAAGUGAAGGUUCGUGGGAAAGUUAGACUACACAGGUUGAUGACUACAAUGCUUGGGCAUAUUUCUUGUAAGAUUUAUAAUAUAAGGCCUUAAUUUUGCCUGUUGCCAUUGGUCAACUUACCAACCAUUCUUUCAGUCUUAGCUAAUGGGAGCUCGCCAGAUAGAUUCUUGCCGAAGGAGACGUCGUUUGAUUGGUCGGUCGGUUCGGCUGGCACUUCCCGAACCGAUCAUUUUGCACAGUAUUAUGCCGCGUUCACGUACUAGUGGGAAUUAGAAAACCUCUGAAAUGGCUGACUUGUUUGUAGUUAUACACGCACUGCGUUCAACCAGUUAGCAAGUCGGACAUGUCAGAGUCGCCUUGUUCUGACCAGCACUUGAAUGUGGCAAUACAGAUGGACGACAAACAUCAUGGGCUUAGUCUCAAGGGCACCCUAUUCCCUAUAUAGUGCACUACUUUAGACCAGCGGUGCAGGGAAUAGGGUGCCUUUUGGGACCUACCCAUAGAAUAUUUCCAAGGGGGUUUGUGAAACUCCCAUCUGUGAUUUCUUCUGUUUUUUUUUCUUUCCCUUUUUAAUUUCAGACCAUUUUUUUGAAGGUGUCUCAUAAAAGCCAAAAGCAUAGUUUACUAACGCAUUUUGCACAAAAUAAACAUUAAAAAAACAUGGUAUGAAGUCACUUUGUAUGAGAAAAAAAUCAUUGAACAUUUACUAAUACCUAUAUCAUCAAUAGUUUAUUACAGAGCCAUAUAUUUAGAGAUUUAGGACAAAUACUAUGUUUUAUAUUGUUAUAAUUCUAGACAUUCAGGUACAUAGCAUUGUAUAAAUAUUCCCCAUGCAACGUUAAUGGCUCUUAUAGAAUGUUGUAGUGUUAUAGAAUGUUGUAGUGUCAUGAUAAUGGGGUUCUAACAUGGCUGUUAUAGAAUGUUGUAGUGUCAUGUUAAUGGGGUUCUAACAUGGCUCUUAUAG
Oncorhynchus gorbuscha (pink salmon) is the source of this 3540-nucleotide messenger RNA. RefSeq names its product sorting nexin-17-like. Gene Ontology annotation, molecular function: phosphatidylinositol binding. NCBI's taxonomy places the organism in Eukaryota, Metazoa, Chordata, Actinopteri, Salmoniformes, Salmonidae. The record is from RefSeq and is a predicted model, not a curated record. Gene Ontology annotation, biological process: intracellular protein transport. Gene Ontology annotation, cellular component: early endosome.